GGCUCAAUGACCUUGCCUAGGCGGGGUGUGAAACCUCUUCAGGUAUGGGGCAAGGAAGGAGCCUCGGAGGCGAUUAAAAGCUGCUCGUAGCAUGGCUUGGGAAAAGUUGUUCCUUAUCGGACCGAUGGAAGUGAAUGCCUGGACGGCUGGCUCCAAUAGCCCUACCGAGAUGUGCGGGGUGAUUCCCGAGAUUAACGUGCGGAUUGCGAGCCAGAAGAUCAAAGGCGAGUGCGUGAUGGCGCGAAGAAGGACGUUUCUCGAGGAACGUCCCUUGGGCAUUGAACCGCCUAGGGAAGUACCGGGUGGAGUAGAGGUUAGCCUGCCGGCGGCAAGUGAAGGCUGGCACCGGGUGGCAGAUUGGGUCGGGGUCGAGCUUGCGGAAAAUAUGGUUUACUUAGCGACGGAAGUUGAGUGGCGUGCGGAUGAGAAUGGGGAAUGGAACCCGGACCCACGAGGGCACGUGUGUGUAGAAGGGCGGUUGUAUGUAUCAGAAAACGGGUGGAGGGAGUUCGGAGUUCGGCUGGCAUCUGGAGAAGACCCGUUGAGCAUGUUUGAGGGGGCAUGGCAGUUAGUAUGGCGAGCGGGGUUUGAGUUCGCAGAUCCGGGGGUUGACGAUGUAACAGCAGACCUUAGGGUAGCCAUGGUCGGGAGUUUCGAAUUGCCUAGUGAAAAUGUACGAAUGAGGUUGCCGCCCUUCCUGCUGGAAAAGCUAGGCGGUUUGGAACUUGUUAGACAAGCAGUAGCCGACCUCGCAAGCCUGACGUAUGAAGAGGCGAUGGUACAUCGAGAAUACUACCGGGCCUUCCUAGAAAUGGGCCCGUUCAGUGGGGAACAAAAGUAUGAGGUGUUGCGCAUCCUGCGCGCUGUGUUUAGCACCAGGCCGAGGGUUCCGGUCGUGGGAAGUGAGGUCCUGUGGGGCGUUGUCCGACGGGAGAUAAACCAAGGAAUGGCGUACGCAGAUGAUCUGUACCGAUUAUAUGAGCAGACGGAGGAGGGGACAAGUCGAUGCCGCGGCGACCCAUGCACCCGCGACCACCCACGGAAAACGGAGGUGGAUGGGAGGUGUCACUCCCAGCAGGCUACGCGAUUCAAGAUUUUGGAUGUCGAAUGGAGAGCCGUGACCCUGGGAAGAGGACAGGCGUUCAUGAUGGUGGAAUGUUUGUGGGAUGAAGGAACACCGAAAACCAGGGAGAAGCAGAGGGAAAGCAAGGAAGGGGAAGGAGCCAGUGCAGCCGGGGAAGCGGGUGGCUCCGUAGACGGUCUCAAGAAAGUAGUCGCCACCCUCAAUAGGACACUGAACAAGAACCAGGGGUAUCUCGCAGAUGCAAAAAAGAAACUCACGUUCGAUGGGGCAAACAUUACGGAGUUUCUAAUAGACUAUGAGAACCUAGCAGCCUUACUGAAAUGGACAGAAGAGGAAAAGAUGGAGCACCUAGGACAGCACGUAUCGCUAAGUUUGGGAAGGGACAUUAUGGCCAUCGUCGCCUCCAGUGGAUCCUGGAAAGAGACCAGGAAUGAGAUGAUGAGGAAAUACCUGAAGGCAGAAAAAAUGGCAACAGAGGCAGAAUUAGCCGCAGUCCAGAGGAAAAACUAUGCGACCUACAAUGAUUUCCUGAGGGCGUUCACGUUAGUGGCUCUGCGAAUUCCCGGGGUAACGGACCGCAUAAUGAGUAAAUACUUCCUCAGACAGUUCUCCGAGUUUGAAAAGGAUAAGAUUUUGUCAGCAUACCAGCAGACCAGUAAGUUCGAAUACACAAGAGAUGUGGAUUUCAGCACCGUAACAGACCUUGCGGAAAAGACAGUGGUUACGGAGACGCUAGCCCUAUUUAAGGAAGGGGAGGUCAUAGAUUUGACCGGGAAGACAGGGGAUAAGGCGCAAGUGUCCAGACCCGCCCUCCCGCCCCAAGAGGCCGUGGUUCCAGCAGCUGUGGCAAACCGGGGAUUUGGCAGGAGGGACCCGGCCAAUGAACAAUAUACAAUAAUGGAAGAACUCGCAGGGACUAGCACGGGCCAGCAAGAGACCGAAGUCGGGGGUCAAGAGAAGGAUUAUGGGAAGCCGAGGGAGGAGGAACCGGUAGACAAGGCUACGGCGGCGAAAAAGAAGUUCAGGUAUCAAAUUUCGAUCCUGACUUCACCAGAAAUCGAUGGCACUUUGAGUAAGCUACUGGGUACCAUGGUAUCGGUGUCUUUUCAGACCAUGCUGCAAGCCAGCCCGAGGCUGCUUAAAGGACUUAGGCAGUUGCUAACGCGUAAGCGCGUAGAGGUAGAGGAGGCCCCGAAACUGCAAGAGCAGGACACGGAAGAGACCGAGGCGCCGCAAGGAGUCUCUAACCUCCAAAGCAUCCCAGAGGGCCUGAAAGAUUUGGAAAAGGCUUUUGCUGACAUUCGUCUGAACCUGCCGGACCGAGAAGGUGGUGAAGUCAUGAGAGCACCGCCUGGCACUAAACUUAGCUUUCACGCACUGCCCGUAGGAAAGCUUAAAAUCCAGAUCGGAACUCACCACACUGACGCGUUAGUGGCUGGUGGAGCAGAAAUCACCCUCAUACGACGAGAUUUCGCAAUAGUCACGGGGUGCACGGUAAACAAGGAAGUAGCGGGGAGUAUCCGGGGAGCCAGUGGCAAAAUCCCUUUCACAGGGUAUGUCACCAAAUGUGCAGUCAGGGCGGGAAUCCGGGAAUCCAUCUGGUCCUUUCAGCGGAUGACCGUGAUGGAAGAAAUGGAUCACGAUGUAAUUCCGGGAGACCAUGGACCAGGCAAGGAAGGAGCCGUAAACAGCAGAAUGGAGUUUGGAAAUGAAAACGACAACAAUGCUAUCAACAGGCCUACGGAGGGACAGCCAUCAAGGCAGGCCGGGGAAUCAAGCUCCAGGAAGAGGAAGUUGUAUGUGGGGUUUGAUCACAAUCUAGUGGUAAACAGAGGAGGGAAAAAGCAGGGGACCAGGGGGCCAUCACCACCAAGGGAGGGGGAGCCGAUAGUCCUCCCCUCUGAAAGCGACACUAGCAGCGAGGAAGAGGGCAACCUAGAGGAGGGACAACGGCCGGGAGAAAAUGACCCAGUGGAGUUCAUCGACCUCACCAGCGAUGAGGACGAAGAUGAAGUGACAAUGCCCACAAGGGAAGAACGCGGAAGAGGGGAGGAGCCGGGAGAGAGGAAGGAUAAAUGGAUAGAGGAGUUCGGGCCUGAGUUCAGUGAUUGGUUUGAUCAAUGGAGCACUAUCCUGCGAUAUCAAUGGAUAAUGAAGGCAAGGGAAAAGCUGGGCAGGGGAGAAGACUUGUCCCCAACAGCCUUCUUCUCAGAAGGAACGCUCCUCCAAUUACAGGCAAUAAAGAGACAAAUGGAGCAGGAAUCGAAGGAUCGCACAAGGAGGGAGGCUCAACGCAGGCCACCUGGACGAUAAAGCCAGAGCAGCCGUAAUGGGAAAUAGCUAGGAAUUGGGAGGGAUUGGUGCCUGGGCAAUUGGAGCUGCCACUUUGAACUUCGCAUUUGAGCUCCUUUUAUGAAUAAACUUUCUAAGCUCGA
Chara braunii is the source of this 3519-nucleotide messenger RNA. The record is from the annotation of a GenBank genome assembly. NCBI's taxonomy places the organism in Eukaryota, Viridiplantae, Streptophyta, Charophyceae, Charales, Characeae.